Messenger RNA from Sphaeramia orbicularis (orbiculate cardinalfish), 3832 nucleotides. RefSeq names its product cholinergic receptor, muscarinic 5b (gene chrm5b). The coding region runs from base 888 to 2486 and encodes 532 amino acids. NCBI's taxonomy places the organism in Eukaryota, Metazoa, Chordata, Actinopteri, Kurtiformes, Apogonidae. The record is from RefSeq and is a predicted model, not a curated record. Gene Ontology annotation, cellular component: plasma membrane; synapse; dendrite. The transcript is spliced from 3 exons. Gene Ontology annotation, molecular function: G protein-coupled acetylcholine receptor activity; G protein-coupled serotonin receptor activity. Gene Ontology annotation, biological process: G protein-coupled receptor signaling pathway, coupled to cyclic nucleotide second messenger; adenylate cyclase-inhibiting G protein-coupled acetylcholine receptor signaling pathway; chemical synaptic transmission.
CACUACCAAUGCACAGGCAAACAGUCAGCCCUCUCUGAACUGCUGCUGACACCCACAUCGACUCCUCCUCCAGCUCCUCCCCCCUCUGCUUCAUCCUACUCCUCCACCUCCUCACCUCUUCCUCCUCCAUCCUCUCACAUGUUGCUCAGUGCCCUGAUACAGGAUGAGGCUUCCAGCCAUGUGGGAAUUUCUGUUAAUAGUGGCUCACGGUUGAAUCUGCAUGGUGAAGGAAACGGUGCGGCGUCCAUCCAAGAAGCUUUUUCUGUCUAAUGACACAAAACCUGUUCUGCAGCCGUGGAGAUCCAAGAACCAACCUUAAGCGUCUCUUACUUGUCUUCUGAUCAUCACCGAGGGACAACGAGAGGGUCUUUCCUGUUAAUUCACUCUUCUGUGAAAAAGGUCUGAGCAGCACCCACGAGGUACCUAUGCUGCUUUGUCACCGGACACUGAACAGCUGUUGCAUUCACCAUCUCAUCUAAGAAGAGAAGAGCUAUACUACACCGACGAUGCUGAAAAUUCUUGUUUGCAUCAAAAGCACCCCGUACUUAGCAACUGAUGAGGAUGCGAGACGGUGUGAUGAUCUACCUGUAUUUGACAAGUGUGUUUUUCACCUCGUUGGAGAGAGCAGUGUAGAGGAGACAAGUCAGUGAGAGGGAACAGGGGAGGGGAAGACAGAGCCAGUGAGGGAAGGUGUGAAGCAAACGCUGUGAAACAAGGAGAGGCAGAAAGAGCAGAGAAAGACACUGGGAACCGAAAAAGUGAGACAACUCUGCAAGACUGAAGGAAAACCAGCGAAUCAAAGAACUGGCCAAAUGCCCGUUUAAUGCUGGAGGAUCGUGUUUUGUCAAGGACGACACAGAUAUAUAGGGGGGUACUCUUUCUUCUACAUGGAACCACAGAGGAGCAUCUUACACUGGGCCUCCAACUUUACUGGUGACAUUAAAUACAACAACAUGGACGUGGAUCUUGCAAACCACACUUUUGGGAACACAACACAUGUCCAUGUUGCUCCCCACAGCCUUUGGGAGGCCAUAGCCAUCGCUACGGUAUCAGCCAUUGUCAGCUUGAUAACCAUUGUUGGUAAUGUGCUGGUGAUGCUGUCUUUUAAAGUCAACAGCCAGCUAAAGACUGUGAACAACUACUACCUACUGAGUUUGGCCUUCGCUGACCUCAUCAUAGGAGUGUUGUCCAUGAACCUGUACACAACAUAUAUCCUGAUGGGAUACUGGUCUCUGGGGAACCUUGCGUGUGAUCUUUGGCUAGCAGUGGAUUAUGUAGCCAGUAAUGCUUCAGUUAUGAACUUACUUGUCAUUAGCUUUGAUAGAUACUUUUCCAUCACAAGGCCACUAACAUACAGAGCAAAGAGGACUCCAAAAAGGGCUGCUAUCAUGAUUGGCCUGGCAUGGCUGGUGUCUUUUAUUCUUUGGGCUCCACCAAUUCUUUGUUGGCAGUACUUUGUAGGUAAAAGAACAGUGCCAUUGGACAAGUGCGAGAUCCAGUUUUUGACUGAGCCUGUGAUCACAUUUGGGACAGCCAUUGCUGCUUUCUACAUCCCAGUCUCUGUUAUGACCAUCCUGUAUUGCAGGAUCUACAAGGAGACACAGAAACGGACCAAGGAUCUGGCCGAGCUGCAAGGCCUCGCAACAGAGAAUAUUCCAGAGGGAACUAAACCACAAAAAACUAUCAUUCGCUCUUGCUUUCAUUUCACUAGAGAGAGGCGAGAGCGGAGCCAGGCAUCAUGGUCUUCAUCUAACCAAAGCAAUGCCACUAAAACCACCACCAGGUCAGAUGAGGCCUGGGCAAAAGCAGACCAGAUCACAUCCUUUAACAGCUACACCUCAUCUGAGGAGGACGAACACCAUGUUUCAGUGGAGACCCCACAGGGAUCCUUUAAAGAUCAAAGUAGCAGGCAGAGUAGUAAGAAUGGACAAGUGGCUGAAUAUGUAGAGGAUCAGUAUUUUUCCACACCUCCCAAGAAGAACAGUAAAAAGGGCAUUUCUUAUAAGUUCAAACCAGGCUCAAAGAGUAAAAACAGCGAUCCUACACCUGCAUGUCCCUGCCCUGCUGAAACAGAGCAAACAGCCAAAAACCCCUCCCCUGCUUCCUCCACCGCAUCCAAACCUAUGGACCCCACCUUGAAGAACCAGAUCACCAAGAGGAAGCGGAUGGUGCUGGUGAAGGAGAAGAAGGCGGCACAGACCCUCAGCGCCAUCCUCCUGGCCUUCAUCCUCACGUGGACUCCAUACAACAUCAUGGUGCUCAUCUCCACAUUCUGCGCCGAGUGCAUCCCUGAAUCCCUGUGGCAGCUGGGCUACUGGCUGUGCUACGUCAACAGCACCAUUAACCCCAUGUGCUACGCCCUCUGCAACAAAACCUUCCAGAAGACCUUUAAGAUGCUCCUGCUCUGCCAGUGGAGGAGGAGGAGGGGCGAGGACAAGUUGUACUGGUGUGGACAGAACCCAAACAUCAACAACAAAAUGACUUGAUCUGGCGCCGCAGUAUUAGAACAGACUUAUUACUUUUGCUUACAUGUGGAUUUUCACCAUAUAUUAGUCAGCUGUCAUCCUCAGCAUGAAGCGCUGCAUGUGAUUUUUGUGUAAAAUACAUAUUGGAAAAUGAGCUGAGCCUGAUGCAGCACCUCAGCUGCUGUUUCACAGUUUUAAAGAAAAGAAAUCUCAUACAGGUGGCUACACAUUCACACAUAAUUUAAUGUUAAAACUAGAUCUAGAUUAUGUUUUAGAAUACUUUAAUUCAAUACAAUGUGUAUUUAAAGAGUUACUGGUCACUGUAAUCAUUCCUCUUGUCUAUACUGGCUUUGAUAACACACAAUACAGUACUGUCACAAUAUGUUGCCUGGAUACUUGAUACACUACAAGACAAUCAUCUACAAAACAUGUCUGAGCAGCUGGAGGAGGAAAAGCAGCCCUAAAAAAGCAAAAAGCAGUUAUCUAUUUAUUCACCACAUUGCAGUGUCAGUUUCCUUGACCUGAGAUGAAAUGAUGUACAAAAAAAGAGUCUUAGCUUAGUGCCUCUAACACACACUAGAUCUACAUAUUGUCCCAACAUUGAAAAGAUGACGGACAAAAUCCUCAAGUGGAUUUAUAGCUAAAAGAAAAUAGUAUGACAAUAUUUGACCAAUAAUCCCCUUCAAGUAGGGCUAGGUGAAAUAACCUAAAAAUAGAAUCAAAAUUUUAAAGGUCGUAGAGAUGAUUCAUGCUACCUUUCUUCUAUCUAAAUAAACUCAAGAUCAAAUGAUUUUUUUUUUUUCCAAAUAAAAAAUCUAUACACUGUAAACAUGCAAUAUCAAACAAUUACUAGAAAAAAAACACCAUUUCAGUGUGUCAGUGUACAUUAUUUGCUGAAAAAUAAAUCUGAAUAAACUAAAACAGCACUUGUGCGCAAUGACUGCAGAAACAUGCUCAUAAUGAACAGAUUAAAACAGUUUGUAGUGUGAUGAGCAAGAAAGGAUACUGCCCAUUCAUACCUUCAAAUAAUUUAUAAAACUAAAUAAUAAUGUUCUGCAUCGAAUAAUAAAAGUGAAAAGACCUUGGUAAAAAAAAAAAUUAAAAUGCCAAAAGUUUGGCUUCAAUCCUCCUGGUAAGUUCACACAACAAAUUUUCAAUUCAGUUUCAUUUAUAUGUAGUUCCAAAUAUCAACAAAAAUUACGUCAAGGCACAUAAUAUAGUAAGUUUAAGGCAUUGGAACAUCAUAAAGUCAACAAGUACAACUUUAGAAAGCAUUUGGUGAACUGAAAUUUAAUAUAAACAAGAGAAAAAUGAUCCUCCUUCAGCACAGACAUCAUACUGCAUAGUGAAACUCAAACAGCGCUGUG